AUGGUGAGUGUGCUGCCCCUUGGCGUGCGGAGACGGAGAGGAGAGGCUGGUUGGAACCGGCCGUGGCGGGACCCGGGCCUCCCCGCGGUCAACUCCCGAGUCUGCGGACCGAGUCCACCCCUGCGGCGCCGCUCAGACCUCAUUCCCUCCGGCUCGCAGCGUGGGGGCGGGGCCGGUAGCGGAGCCUGCGCGCGGCGACUGGGGCCCGGACCCCAGGGCUUCUCUGGGCAGCUCUGUACCCGCAGCCCCGCGUAUCCCUCAGAUUGUGCGGACUCAGUAGCUUUUGAGGAUGUGGCUGUGAACUUCACCCUGAAAGAGUGGGCUUUACUGGAUCCUUCACAGAAGAACUACAGAGAUGUGAUGCUGGAAAUCUUCUGGAACCUGGCCUCAAUAGGGAAAACAUGGGAAGAUCAUGUCAUUGAAGAUCAGUACAAAAACCAGGAGAGAAACAGAAGUCAUAUGGUUGAGGCACUCUGUGAAAAUAAAGAGGGUAGUCCAUGUGGAGAAAACUUCAGCCUUAUUCCAAAUCUCAGUCUGAACAAGAAAACUACUGGAGUAAAACCACAUGAAUGCGGUGCAUGUGAAAAAAUCUUUACAUGUCAUUCAUCCCUUAAUAGACAUAUGAGAUGUCACACUGAACACAAACCAUAUGAGUAUCAGAAAUAUGGAGAGAAGACGUAUAAAUGUAAGGCAUGUGGGAAAGCCUUUAGUUAUCUGUAGUGUUUUAAAAAACAUGAAAAUCACAAUGGAGAGAAAAUGUAUAAAUGUAAAGACUGUGGGAAAGCUUUUAUUAUGUGUCUCAAAACCCUUCGAAGACACGUGAUAACGCAUACUGGAGAUGCUCCUUAUAAAUGUAAGGAAUGUUGGAAAGCCCUCAGUUGUUCCAGUUUAAAAAUACAUGAAAGAAAUCACACUGGAGAGAAACCCUACAAAUGUAACGAAUGUGGUAAAGCUUUCAAUUCUCAUCUAGGUUUCAAAAUACAUGAAAGAAAUCACAGUGGCGAGAAAUCAUAUGAAUGUAAAAAACAUACCAAAGCAUUCAGCUGCCCCAGUUCUCUUCAAAGACAUGGAAGAAUUCAUACUGGAGAGAAACCCUAUCAAUGUAAGGCAUGUGGGAAAGCCUACAGAUACCAGAGUUCCUUACAUACACACAAGAGGACUCACAAAGGAGAGAAACCCUAUGAAUGUAAGCAGUGUGGGAAAGCCUUUCUCUUUCUAGCUUGAGCACACAUGAUCAUUCACAGUGGAGAUGGACCUUAUAAAUGUAAGGAAUGUGAGAAAACAUUCUUUUCUCCCAGUUCAUUUCAAAUACAAGAAAGGAGACACACUGGAGAGAAACCCUAUGAAUGUAAAAUAUGUGGUAAAGGCUUCAGUUGUUCCAGUUAUGUGCAAGUAAAUGAAAGAAUUCAUACUGGAGAGAAACCCUUUAAAUGUGAUAAAUGUGGGAAAGCCUUCAUUUAUCACACAAACUUUCAAAGACAUAUGAGACUUCACACUGGAGAGAAACCAGAUGUGAAGAAUGUGGGAAAGACUAGUGGUCCCAGUUCAUCCCAAAGGCAUGAAAGGAGUCACUGGAUACUCUUGAAUGUAAACAACAUGGGAAAGACUUCAUUUGACCCCAUCCCUACAUAUUAA
Molecule: messenger RNA, 1635 nt
Organism: Orcinus orca (killer whale)
Lineage: Eukaryota; Metazoa; Chordata; Mammalia; Artiodactyla; Delphinidae
Product: zinc finger protein 627
Biological process (GO): negative regulation of transcription by RNA polymerase II
Molecular function (GO): DNA-binding transcription repressor activity, RNA polymerase II-specific
Source: RefSeq, a predicted model, not a curated record